Messenger RNA from Erinaceus europaeus (western European hedgehog), 2876 nucleotides. It is a transcript of the gene RNF128, whose product is annotated as ring finger protein 128. The coding region runs from base 255 to 1550 and encodes 431 amino acids. The record is from RefSeq and is a predicted model, not a curated record. Lineage: Eukaryota; Metazoa; Chordata; Mammalia; Eulipotyphla; Erinaceidae. The transcript is spliced from 7 exons.
GCUGGGCGGAGCUUCAUGCAAAAGCCCCAGAGCCCCGCGGGGCCGCAGCAGUAGCGAGGCGAGCUGGAGCUGGCUGAGCCGCGUCUGCUGCAACAUCUCUGCUACGUGCCUGUGGGCUCUGGGCCGGCCAGGUCCUUGCUCCCGGGCCUCCCCGCCACACCUUCCUCGCGGAGGCGCGCCUAGUCGAGGCCAGGGUCCUCCGAAGUCCCGGGGGGCUUGUGCCCAACGCACCGAGGAACCUUUGAGUGAGCACCAUGGGGCCGCGGCCCGGGGCUGGGGGCUCUUGCCGAGGUAGCUGCGGCUUCUCGCGACUGUCGGUGUGGUGUUUCCUUCUGGCGCUGAGUCCACAUCCCCUGUGUUCCCGGAGUGCCGAGGCUGUGUGGACCGCGUACCUAAACGUGUCCUGGCGGGUCCCGAACACUGGAGUGAACCGCACCGUGUGGGAACUGAGCGAGGAGGGUGUGUACGGGCAAGAUUCUCCACUGGAGCCGGUGGCUGGGGUCCUGGUCCCUCCGGAUGGGCCCGGUGCCCUGAAUGCCUGUAGCCCGCACACGAAUUUCACUGUGCCCAUGGUCCCGGGGAGCUGGAGCAGCACCAGUCAAGUCUCUUGGUUGGCCCUCAUCCAGCGCGGUGGGGGCUGCACCUUCGCUGAUAAGAUCCAUCUGGCUUAUGAAAGAGGGGCCUCGGGAGCCGUCAUCUUUAACUUCGCAGGGACCCGCAAUGAGGUCAUCCCCAUGUCUCACCCGGGUGCAAAAGAUAUUGUCGCAAUCAUGAUUGGAAACCUGAGAGGCACAAAAAUUCUUCAAUCUAUUCAAAGAGGCAUACAAGUCACAAUGGUCAUUGAAGUAGGAAAAAAGCAUGGCCCUUGGGUGAAUCACUAUUCUAUUUUCUUUGUUUCGGUGUCCUUUUUUAUCAUCACUGCAGCAACAGUUGGCUAUUUUAUUUUUUAUUCUGCACGAAGAUUACGGAAUGCAAGAGCUCAAAGCAGGAAACAGAGACAACUAAAGGCAGAUGCUAAAAAAGCUAUUGGAAGACUUAAACUGCGUACACUGAAACAAGGAGAUAAGGAAAUUGGCCCUGAUGGAGAUAGUUGUGCUGUGUGUAUUGAACUGUAUAAACCAAAUGAUUUGGUACGCAUAUUGACCUGCAACCAUAUUUUCCACAAGGCAUGUGUUGAUCCAUGGCUGUUAGAACAUAGGACUUGCCCCAUGUGCAAAUGUGACAUACUCAAAGCUUUGGGAAUUGAGGUGGAUGUUGAAGAUGGAUCCAUGUCUUUACAAGUCCCUGUGUCUAACGAGAUACCCAAUAGUGCCUCUCUUCAUGAAGAAGAUAAUCGUAGUGAGACAGCAUCAUCUGGAUAUGCCUCAGUCCAGGGAGCAGAUGAACCCCCUUUGGAGGAACAUGUACCAUCAGCAAAUGAGAAUUUACAGCUGGUAAACCAUGAAGCAAAUUCCCUGGCCGUGGAUGUUGUUCCUCAUGUUGAUAACCCAACCUUUGAAGAAGACGAAACUCCUGAUCAAGAAACUGCUGUCCGUGAAAUCAAAACAUAAAUCUGUGUCAAUAGAAAACUUGAAAAUUUAGUAAUAACAGAAAUGCCAAUCAGGGCUUAGUUUACUAUUAAACUGGAUAAAUGUAAUAAAAUAAGAAUCAAACUGAAAGUGCUGGGAUGACUAAUAUUAUUGCUAUAGAUAAUGGCUUAAAUAUAUAUAUAUAUUCAUAUAUAUAUAUAUAAAGCCUACUACAACUUUUCUCCACAAAUUCAUUGUAAUGGUUUUCAUAAGCAAGUUUCCUCUCAUUAGCGAUAACAUUUUUAACAUUAAGAAUUGAAAAUUGUCUCUGAGUAGUCAUGUUUUUCAUGAUAAUAACUUUUUUAUAAAGAUUUGUUGCUUUUAAAAUGUGGAGUGGCUGCAAUCAGAUUAUUUUAUUAGAAUAUCUUAAUUAAAAAUACUACUGCUUUAGCUUGGGCUCUAUAUGUGUCAGGGGUUUCUCCAGGUGCUUAUACUGAUCUGGAAUUUUAAUGUACAAACAAUGCAGACUUAGACUAGUACUUCAUGAAGUGUUUGUUUAAGCUACAUUAAGUUCUUAGACUAAGAUUGAAGCAAAAUACUCAUUUUAACUCUUGUUUUUUUCAAAUGAGGCUACAUGCAUUUCGUGUGGGUUUUAAGCAUAAGGUUAUCAGAGAAUAUGCAGUGGACUUAAUUGGUUGGUAUAUCAUUUGAUACACCAAUUUGAUACAAGGCUAUAGGUAAAAAAAAAAUUCGUUACAAAAAUGCUAUGUAACUAUUUCUCAAACUUGUAUAAUUUUCAAAAGCAGAAUAUAUAAAUUGCCAUACUAUUUGAAAUUAUAGUGAUCAAGUUACACAAAAACUGGCAGUGGAUCUUUGUGUAUGAAUUAGUCUACAGAAAUUAGUCUAUAGGAAAAAAAAAUUUCCAAUGAUGACGUUGAAAACUGAGUUUACAUUUUUCCUGAAUGGGCUAAAAUUUUAUUAGGUAAACUAAAAUGCUGCUCAGAUAACGAUAACUUUCAUGAAUGCAUUUUUUUGGCUUUCAAAAAUGAAUGGGGUGGGGGAGAUGAUUUCCAGGUGCCUUAAUAUAAAGUUUGAAGCUUCAUCCACCAAAGUUAAAUAGAGCUAUUUAAAAUGCACUUUAUAUGUAUUCUGUGUGGCUUAUCUUUGAUUUCGGUGUUUUGUUCCCAGUGCAAAUUUCAAUAAGUUUAGGCAAAAAGCAGAAUAGACAUGUAUUUUUGUUUGCAGAAUGAAGAAUGGAUGAAACCAUUACAUUCUUGUAAACUGAUUCAAAAUGCUGUAAAUAUGUUUCAAUUUGUAUUGAUUCUCUUUAAAUAUAAAAUGUAAAUAAAAUAUUCCAAUAAAAGUUUA